AUGGCACAUUUCAACGCAUUAGCUUCGUCCUGGUGGGACGUCAAUGGCCCCCAACGUAUUUUGCACAAGAUGAACUUGUUGAGAAUGGACUUCAUCUAUCAGACAGUGAGGAAUCAUUUGCGCUUGAAUCCUCCAGAAACGGCCGUAGAAGACGAGAUUUAUAUUCCUCCGUAUGGGGUUGACUUACUUCCAGAUGCUAUUAAAAAGAACAUCGUUGCAGAACAGGAACAGAGACGAGACGAAAUUCUCGAAAAUGCAAAAUUGACAGUCUUGGACGUUGGCUGUGGUGGAGGCAUAUUGUCUGAGUCAAUGGCCCGAUUGCACUUCAUAGACAGUGUAAAGGGAAUCGACUUGUCGGAAGACGUAUUGCAAGCGGCCAAAUUGCAUCGGGCCAAGGAUCCGAUGUUCGUAAAUGGCAAGUUGAGCUACCAGUUGAGGGCUAUCGAAGAUUUACCCACCACAGAGAAAUACGACAUCAUCACCAUGUUUGAGAUGUUGGAGCACGUAGAAUAUCCAUCCAAGGUGCUUUUGGCAGCAUUAGAACGAGUGGAAGUAGGUGGGUGGGUAUUUAUUUCCACCAUAAACCGAGACUUUAUCUCGUGGUUUACUACCAUCUUCAUGGGAGAACAUGUCUUGGGCAUUGUACCAGUCGGAACUCAUACCCUCGACAAGUACAUCAACCAGACAGAGAUUCGGGAGUGGUUUGAAAGUGAUCCGCAGAGAAAGGAAGCGUUUUCCGUUGUAGAUGCCAAGGGCUGCGUGUAUUUGCCAGCAUAUGGCUGGAAGUUCACUUCCACGCCAGAUGUGGGAAACUACUUCAUGGCAAUUCGGAGAAUGAAGUAA
This is a messenger RNA of Scheffersomyces stipitis CBS 6054, 843 nucleotides long. It is a transcript of the gene COQ3, whose product is annotated as hexaprenyldihydroxybenzoate methyltransferase. Gene Ontology annotation, biological process: ubiquinone biosynthetic process. The record is from RefSeq and is a predicted model, not a curated record. Gene Ontology annotation, molecular function: 2-methoxy-6-polyprenyl-1,4-benzoquinol methyltransferase activity. NCBI's taxonomy places the organism in Eukaryota, Fungi, Ascomycota, Pichiomycetes, Serinales, Debaryomycetaceae. The coding region runs from base 1 to 843 and encodes 280 amino acids. The transcript has a single exon.